AUGUCUUGCAGAAAAAUAUCUGUGUGGAUUAUCGUCCUGAGCCUUAGUCUCUUUGAAUUAACACCAGCUAUCGGUGGAGGAUACCAGCUUAAGAUCAAUCAUCCAGAUGGAUCGGCUUUUCGACGGGAAUCGGUAAUCGAGGAUGCUGAGGGAAAUUCACAGGUCGAAGGCGAGGUCCGACAAAUGUUUCCUGCUCCUUAUGGAGGACGGUUAGUUCUCUUCUAUAAAACCGGAUCAGAGGGAUAUAGGAUACGAUAUUCCUAUGAGGCAGGCAGUGAGAAUUCUUUAAUGCCGAUUUUAGCAAGGAACGAAACAUUCUCCAUAAAAAGAAUCGGAGUAAACGCUCUGAAGUCGACAGCAGGUUGA
Drosophila takahashii is the source of this 366-nucleotide messenger RNA. RefSeq lists its product as uncharacterized. The record is from RefSeq and is a predicted model, not a curated record. NCBI's taxonomy places the organism in Eukaryota, Metazoa, Arthropoda, Insecta, Diptera, Drosophilidae.